Messenger RNA from Pimephales promelas (fathead minnow), 2510 nucleotides. The record is from RefSeq and is a predicted model, not a curated record. Lineage: Eukaryota; Metazoa; Chordata; Actinopteri; Cypriniformes; Leuciscidae.
CAACUGACACUGCAACUACAACAGCUCAGACAACUCCAACAUCAACUGACACUACAACUACCGUAACUACAACAACUCAGCCAACUCAAACAUCAACUGACACUACAACUACUGUAACUACAACAGCUCAGCCAACUCAAACAUCAACUGACACUACAACUACCGUAACUACAACACCUCAGCCAACUGAAACAUCAACUGACACUACAACUACCGUAACUACAACAACUCAGCCAACUCAAACAUCAACUGACACUGCAACUACUGUAACUACAACACCUCAGCCAACUCAAACAUCAACUGACACUACAACUACCGUAACUACAAGACCUCAGCCAACUGAAACAUCAACUGACACUACAACUACCGUAACUACAAGACCUCAGCCAACUCAAACAUCAACUGACACUACAACUACCGUAACUACAACAGCUCAGCCAACUCCAACAUCAACUGACACUACAACUACCGUAACUACAACACCUCAGCCAACUCCAACAUCAACUGACACUACAACUAGAGACACUGCAGCUACGACUUCUUCCCCUGUAACUGUAACGACAGCACAACCUACUUCUACAGCUGAAACAACGGUCACAACUCCUUUAACCUCUACAAUUCUAGUUAGGUUUUCCAGCAAUGAAGAUUUUGUGGCAGAACUGUCAAAUCCAUUAUCAGAUGAAUUUAAAAACAGAGAAGACAAAGUCGUGAAAGAACUUACGCCAAUCUUUGGAAAUGCAUUCGGUAGCUCCUUCGUUAAAUUGAAAGUCAUUUCAUUCCGUUCUGGAUCAAUCAUCACUGAUAUGGACGUAACAUUUAGAACCGUACCCACUGAAGCCGAUAUAACCAAUGCCAUUGUAAACGGAAACAGCACUCUUAACAUCACCAGUGUUGACGUAAAUCCACUCAACACAACUACCAAAGCCACUACAACCAGUCCCACUACAACUACAACUACAACCAGUCCCACUACAACUACAACCAGUCCUACUACAACUACAACUACAACCAGUCCUACUACAACUACAACUACAACCAGUCCCACUACAACUACAACUACAACCAGUCCCACUACAACUACAACUACAGCCAGUCCUACUACAACUACAACCAGUCCCACUACAACUACAACUACAACCAGUCCCACUACAACUACAACCAGUCCUACUACAACUACAACUACAACCAGUCCUACUACAACUACAACUACAACCAGUCCCACUACAACUACAACUACAACCAGUCCCACUACAACUACAACUACAGCCAGUCCUACUACAACUACAACCAGUCCCACUACAACUACAACUACAACCAGUCCCACUACAACUACAACUACAGCCAGUCCUACUACAACUACAACCAGUCCCACUACAACUACAACCAGUCCCACUACAACUACAACCAGUCCCACUACAACUACAACUACAACUACAACCAGUCCCACUACAACUACAACCAGUCCCACUACAACUACAACUACAACCAGUCCCACUACAACUACAACCAGUCCCACUACAACUACAACCAGUCCCACUACAACUACAACUACAACCAGUCCCACUACAACUACAACCAGUCCCACUACAACUACAACUACAGCCAGUCCUACUACAACUACAACCAGUCCCACUACAACUACAACCACAACCAGUCCCACUACAACUACAACCAGUCCAACUACAACUACAACCAGUCCCACAACAACUACAACUAGUCCCACUACAACUACAACUACAACCAGUCCCACUACAACUACAACCAGUCCCACUACAACUACAACCAAACCAACCACCACCACCACAAAAACAACAACAACAUUCGAUGAGGUCUAUAAAAAGAAGUAUGGGGAACGUUUCAUCAGGACCAUCGUGAUUGGUUUCAGAGCCGUUGCCAAAACCCGAGCUGAGACAAAUGUCCAGGCAGAUGUUGAUUUAGUGUUUAGUGAAAAGUCAACCGAACCCAUUCCCUCCGCCACUUCCAUUGUGGAGACUCUGAAAGAAGCAGCUACAGCUCCGAGCUUCAACCUCACCAUCGACCCCACCACUGUUACUGUCAUCAAAUCACUGCAGAUAAUUCCAGUGACCAUCGUGACUAACGGCACCUUUGUGGCUGCUCUUUCAAAUACAAGUUCAACUGAAUUUAAGGACAGGGCUUUGAUGAUAAAAACAGGGCUUGAACCUUUUUUCUUUGCCGAUUACCCAUCAUCAUUCAGCAUCUUAACAUUAACAACCUUCAGUAAUGCCAGUGUAAAAACAAGGAGUGUACCCACGAUCCGAAACUCCAUGGAUCUCGCAUUUGGAGCGAACGGCGCUCUACCCAACAGCACCCAGAUAGUGAACACUAUAGUUAAAGCCGCCAGAAACAACUCCAUAGCCUUCCAGAUCUUCACAUCUGAAAUUGUGAUAAACGGCACAGUGUUUUCAUCCGCUGAAGUGAGCAGCAGGAUCAGUGUGUUGACCGCCGUACUCCUGGUGGCGGCGGCGCUUCUGCUCUCGAGGUUUGAUUGA